Messenger RNA from Eleginops maclovinus (Patagonian blennie), 3978 nucleotides. RefSeq names its product excitatory amino acid transporter 5-like. Bases 55 to 1779 code for a protein of 574 amino acids. Gene Ontology annotation, molecular function: L-glutamate transmembrane transporter activity; neutral L-amino acid transmembrane transporter activity; glutamate:sodium symporter activity. Gene Ontology annotation, biological process: L-glutamate transmembrane transport. The transcript has 11 exons. Lineage: Eukaryota; Metazoa; Chordata; Actinopteri; Perciformes; Eleginopidae. Gene Ontology annotation, cellular component: plasma membrane. The record is from RefSeq and is a predicted model, not a curated record.
UUGACACGCUGCCAGGCGUCCACAAACACGGAACCGACGGACACUUUGGACAGCAUGGAGGAGCUACUGUUACCCAAUGCGGAGGAGGAGGCGCGCUCCGAACACAGCACGUACGUUCCGGGAGACGCGGGAAGGACGAUGGGGGACCGGGCGAGGACUUGCCUCAAGAUACCGCUGAACCUCCUAAUCAACGUGAAGGACUUCCUGGUGAGGAAUGGGCUGUUGACGCUUUCGGUGUUUGCGGUGGCCACCGGCUGCACGAUGGGCUUCCUGCUGAGGGGAACCCAGCUGUCCACUCAGGCAAAGAUCUACUUCUCUUUUCCUGGAGAGCUGCUGAUGAGGAUGCUGAAGAUGCUCAUCCUUCCUCUAAUCACAUCCAGUUUAAUGUCGGGUCUCUCCUCGAUGGAGUCCAAGGCGUGCUGUCGGAUGGGCGUCCUAACUGUCACCUACUACCUGUGGACCACCUUCAUUGCUGUGGUGGUGGGCAUUGUGCUCGUCAUCAUCAUCAAACCCGGCGUGGGUACGGACAUGGAGAGCCACAGGCUGGGGGGGGGGCCUGUUAUGACCUCAGCCGACGCCUUGAUCGACCUCAUUAGGAACAUGGUUCCCUCUAAUCUGAUUGAGGCUACGUUUCAGCAGUACAAAACGGAUCUGAUUCCCAUCCUCAAAGUCCCAGCCAGAACCGUGCAGCCCAACUUCGUCUAUGUCUUUCCCGAUGAGAAGGACCCCAAAGGUCGGACAGUGUACCUCGAGCUGACCCCCCCUCCAGAUGUCACGUACAAGACGAGUCCUGGCACCAGCCAACAGAUGAACGUCCUGGGAAUUGUCAUUUUCUCCGCCACCAUGGGCUUGUUGCUGGGCAGGAUGGGAGAGCGAGGAGCUCCUCUGGUCAACGUCUGUCAGUGCAUCAACGAGUGCGUCAUGAAGAUCAUCAACGCUGCGGUCUGGUACUUCCCAUUUGGAAUCAUCUUCCUGGUGGCGGGUAAGAUCCUGGAUAUGCAGGACCCAAGCACGCUGGGAAAGAAACUGGGCUGGUAUGGCAUCACCGUGCUCGCUGGCCUCUUUGUCCACGGGCUGAUCCUCCUCCCUUUCUUUUACUUUAUCCUCACCAAGAAGAAUCCCUUUACCUACAUCCGCGGGCUGCUGCAGGCCCUGGUGAUUGCCCUGGCUACCUCCUCCAGCUCCGCCACGCUUCCAAUCACCAUGAAGUGUUUGUUGGAAAACUGCCAUGUGGACCGACAAAUUGCUCGCUUCGUCCUACCUGUGGGGGCUACGAUCAACAUGGAUGGGACAGCACUGUACGAGGCUGUGGCGGCCAUCUUCAUUGCUCAGGUUAAUGACUAUGAGCUGGACUUCGGCCAGUUGGUCACCAUCAGCAUCACGGCCACAGCUGCCAGCAUCGGUGCAGCAGGGAUCCCUCAGGCUGGUCUGGUUACCAUGGUGAUUGUACUGACAUCAGUAGGCCUGCCUCCAGAUGACAUCACACUCAUCGUGGCCAUCGACUGGAUUCUUGACAGGUUUCGGACCAUGAUCAACGUUCUGGGCGAUGCUCUGGCAGCGGGAAUCAUCGGCCACCUCUGUCGGAAAGAUUUCCCCCUCAGUGGAGCAGGAAAGGCUGUACCGUCUUAUGGUACGCAGAAUCCUCACAACAACUCUAACAGUGUAGAAGUGCCAAUGACAGAGAUCCACUCACACAAAGACUGUAUGUUUGAUACGACGGGUGACCCGGUGGGCGAGAGGCACGCACACACCGUUUACUACAACAUCUGUCAGGUGUGAUAUGAGAAGUACAGCUCAAAACACCAUGAGUUAAUUUCACUGUGCCAUCUGAACAGGAGACAGACUUUGUUGUUACAGAGCAGGAAACCUCUUCUGAGCAGCACCAACUGCUUUGAACUUUAUUUAUGUGACAAGAAAAUGUAGUUUAUUUGGCCAAAAACUGGAUUGGAGCUUCUUCUGGAGCUUUGUCCCUAGUGACAGUGAAAACAAAAGCUCCACUACAGGGACCAUGGUGCCAUUUUACUGGAAACUCACCACCAGCGCUAACAUUCAAACUAGCCUGAAUUUAAAAAGUGGUGGGAAUGAUUCAUAUCAAGCGAAUCAGCAAAUUGCCUGGUUUCUAUUGAAGAACAGCUGCACAGGAGCCUGGCCUGCAUCAGAGACACAACCCCCCUCCUGGGUGCACCUACAGACUCAAAUCUGACAGCUCCACGUAGAAGCAGUACACUGCAGUUACCCUUCUGAACUGGGUAUCAAACCAGCAUCGCUCUUGGGUACUGCCAGAAAUGUGACUGUACUAUCCCUUUCAGGUCGGUUUAGUUAUUAGUAUUUGGAACAAAAUGAAGAUGGAAUGCCAAUUCCUUACCUGACCUCUGGUAAUAAUCUUUCGGAAGUGAUCCAAACAAUAGGAUGGCUGAUACAAGAUGCCAAAAUAGGUUUCCAUCACAGGCUCACUCGUCUCAGCUAAUAAGGGUUUAUCAUUAAGUUCUUAAAAGCACUUCAUCUUUGCAAAAUAAUCCACAAGAUGGAGCUUGUAACGUUAUCGUAUAAAUCCACUAACUAUUAUGUGGAGGACUGCUGAGGGUCAUCUUAUUUAGGGUCUUAGUAAAACUUGGGGCGUGAGACCUGGGCUUCCACUAUGAUUCCUUUAUUGCUGAGAGCCGCUCUACCUGUUGAAAAAGAAUGACUGAAAAUGCUCUGUGCAAAAAAAUGUGUUGGUGACCAGGUGAGUAGCUCAAAGGAGAACCAAUGACACAUCGUGAGCCGUGACUAAUGGAUCCAGAUGACUCCUGAUAGAGAUUUUUCAGGCAGUUGCUAGUGAAAAGACUCUGGGGAGACCCAGAACACUGGAGGGAUGUCAUAUCAGCCCUGAACACUUCUUCCAACAUCUUCCAAGUCCAGCUGUUAGACAUCCCAACUACUCAGACUCCAGACCCUUGCAAGCCCUUACCUUUGACUGGCUGCUAUAUUUAUACGACUGAAGAACAGAACAAAUCCAGUAAUGGUUUAAAACACCACGUUGGAUCACAUUGGAUUAUUUAUUUAUUUUAAAUACUUGCAGGUUGACCAAAAAUGACAGCUAAACAGCUUGGACCCCUCUUUAUUAACUUUUUUUUUAGUUUGAUCUGGGAUCAUCCGAAGGGACAACACUUGUUUGCUCUCUGUCUUUCCUACAUACCUCUGGCUGAACUGUGUAUUUGAUUGGCUGGUGCUCUCUGCUGCCUGUUUGGACUGGUUGCGUAUUAAAGGGUAAUCUGUUCAUUCUGACAGCUGAAUGGAUCCAAGUGCUCUUCAUCUUGCAAAUCAAGCUUCUUCUUCUCCCGUCUUGUUUAUAUUUGACAGCAUGCUGGCAUGCGCUCGUAUUGGCUUCACUUGAAGCUGCCGUGCAUUAUCUUUUUCUCCUGUUUUUAAUCAAAGUGCUGUAGGGAUUAUGGGACUUGGUACCAAAGUCAGUUGCAGCUAACAGAGGCUAGUUUUUGUUCAGUUACUACUUAACUACUUAAAUGUGUGUAUUACCUCAAAUUGUUUACUUACAUCUGAGAUUGUGAGUGACCUCUGGCUAUGUGUUUGACAAACACCAGUGGUUACUAGAAGGUAAGAAAAAGGUCUAAAAACAUAUUCUUUCAGAAGAUGGUCAGGGGAAAUAAAGUUAUGAUGUUAUAAUUAUAUGACUUGUAAUUAGUGAAUAAAUCAUACAACUUUUUAAAAAAUGUUUUGAUAAAGUGCUCCUUUAACUUCUCUCUGUGUAAGUUAAGUAGCUGUGUUUUUAUGUAGGACAAAAAAAUGAAAACGUAGACCUGCCUUAAUGUAACUGUUGACAUUCUGUCAUUUUAAUCCACAAACCUCAAUGUUUCUCUGCCAAUGCACACUGACAAACUGCAGCAUUUUCAACUACUACAAAAGAAAGUUUUCAUCGAAUUGCAUCGUGUACACACUUUAUUUGUUUUUUAUAUGAUAUGUGUUUUUGGACUUUGUGUA